UCUGCGUCUUGAGAGUUGCGAAUGAAAUGAAAGUGUAUCUGCAAGAGUUACACUAAAAAGACAAAAUAUGAGGCCGCAGACCACAUAAAAGCAAAGAACAAGAAGUUCUUGCGUUUCUCGAGCUCUGUGGCCGAACGACCGGACCGCUCAAGCUAAGCUGGUCAUUGGUAGCACCUGCACCAAGCUGCUCCUGCGCACCUUUCGCAAAGGCAAAGUCGUGCGGCUGGAGAUAAUUGUCACGACGACCACGGAUCUGGGUCUGCAACCAACAAAAGUUCGAGCUUCCUGCUAACGCUCGCGCGUCCUCCAGGCCAACAAGGCAGCUGUCCUAGGAAGAAACGCAACUUUAAAAAUGGAAGGAGACUACGUAUCCGAGACGCAGCAGAAGAUCGGCUCUCUGAUCACCAAGCCGAAAAUGACCGAGAAGUACCUGAAAAAACCGCCCUUCCGGUUUCUCCACGACAUAGUACUUACUUUUCAUAUCAAAAUUCAUUAAAUCGAUUUUCCAUGCAUGCUGUCGCUGGUUUCAGUGCGCUUGCAAACAGAUCAUACUACUAGCAUCAGAAGAGCAAGAUUGAUUAACUCCUGCCUGAAGGUGAUGGAGGUGAUUCGAGUGACCGGGUUUGCGAACAAUUUGUUCACUGAGGCGGAGCAGGACGCGGGCAGCAUGACGGACAAAAAUGCAAAGAUCGAUUUUCUCACGAAAAUCAUUUCCGCCACCUACUUCGCUACUGGUCUAGACGGGUGCGACGUGCUACCAAACAAAAUUGUUGCCGGGCUCGAGUGCGAAAAAACGAACGCGUGGCUGUGCCAGCUGCACGCUGCUGCAACCUCCUACAAGGCCAACAGCAACUCCGCAGUGCAGCGCGUAUUGUAACUGAAUUCAUUUUUUUCUCGACGAGGCGCAAUAAAGUUUCUCGUAGUUGUUUUCAUCAUGAUAUCGUUUCGCGCAACAGGUAGCGACGAUUCAUCUUCUUGCACUUUAAGUUUAACGCAAGUUGUACCGCAUGUCCUGUGCGUUUUCGCAGGAUUGUUUCGCUAUUUUUUCACAGGUCUUGGGGGGCGAAACUACGAUUUCCAAGCCGGCAAAAAAGGCUGCCGCACCGCCGCCCGCAGCGCCCGCUCCACCAUCACCCGCGCAGCCAGAGCAGCCCUCCAGCAGCAGUGCAGCUCCGAAGCGGGAUUCGCCAGCCUCCUCCAAGGAAAAGCGAGGGUCUCCGUCGACGCAAAAAUCCCCCGGUAUGCAGCGAGGCUCGCCCGAUCGACGCGCCGCACGGGAGCAAGAAGAGCAACAGAGAAAGAUGAUGGAGGAGCAACAGCGGCAGGAACGGAUUAAGCAGCAAUCACUGGUACUUAUUUUUCCAUAGAACAGCACGUGUCGGCAUUUAUUUGAUUUUGCUUUUCAUUUUUGUACCUUGCCGGCAUAAGAUAUGCGUGCUGUGUAAGUAUAGUCAAUGCUGACAUUCAUCAAGUUACACCAGCUAAACUAAUGCAACGGAAGUAGAGAAAAGUUGCGUCAAAACUCAGGAAGCGGAACAGGCACGACUGCAGGCACAGCAAGCAGAGGCAGUCCGAAUGCAGCAGGCUGCGGAAGGUAAUAUUAACUGACGCAAAGAAUGAUCGCAAUACUGUUUCUUUGUGAUGUUGCAACGUGCAGCAAGCCAACCCAAGAAUGGGAGUGGGAGUGCUAGAUGUGAUGUACGUGCAUAAGCUGCAUUUUCACGAACUUCGUGUCUCCAUCUUCAAACAGUGGCGCGACCAUCAUCUGCCCAGUCCGGCCAGAGGCAUCGCAUCGCAGAACAGCAACAGAAAAGCCCAGAGCCAGUGGUGCAGCAGCAGCCUGCCCCGGUGCCGCGCGAAAGGCCACGGACCGCCGGACGAAAACCCCCCCGAGUAUAAGAGACGCGCUACAGCUGUUCCUGUUUGUGUUAGUUUGUUCGUCUGUUACUUACUUAAUAUCAUCCUCGCGCUAGGUUACGUUAUGACUUUAUAUAGACAAGCGAAAGCGAGGAACAGCACCUCCACCCUCCUAGUAGUACUCUGCAGUGGAUAAAAUCCAAAUCUAAAAGGUCAAGAAAGCAGUUGAGCCAACGCCAACGACUGGUGGCCCACCCGUACAAAUUAUUGCGGAUGACGAACAAGAUGAGGAAGAAGAGGAGCAGGGAGUUCGUCUUCCAACAUCCGCAACGACGGGCACCGUCGGAAAUUACAACAUUCAGGACGAAGGCGGUCAUGGCAAGUUGGUAUAGAUAUUUCGCGUUUUUGAACUGCUUUUUGCGCCUCCUCGUCCUCGCCCGCGUGCUUCCAUCUUUGCAGCUUCUUCGCCUAUAUCCGCCACUCAUAGUUUGUGCGUGGCGACUGCAUGGGAGGAGCCUUUUCCUUUAUUUGCUAGAUAUUAAUAAUAUUUUCAUGUGACCUUGUGCAGGUUUUCGUGUCUGAUCACAGGUUCGCGAGAUUCUCGAAGAAAAGAAAGCGCUGGAGAGCCAACAGGCAGCUGCCGAGCAGGACGCGAAGUCAGAGUCUGCCGACGGGGGUGGCAUCGUGAUGGGUAAAUUGCGCCGCGGCAAGAAGAAAACCGCGGCAGCCUCGAGUGCUGGUGGCGUCUCGGGUCAGGCGGGCGGCGUGGGUUCGAGCCUCGGCGCAGGUGCAGGAAGCCAGCAGCUUCGGUCCACUUCCGACGUCGGAAAGCUGCAGGAAACCGUCCAACUGCUGUGCCAGGCCGCCAACCCCUUGGGCAAAUCUAUGGAUUUGGUACACGCCGACAUUAGCAGCAUGGCGAAAGAGCUGGACUAUUGGAAAAACGAGUAUUUGUUUAUCAAUGCUGAGUAUUUGUUUAUCAAUGCGCAGUCUUCACUCUUUAUUUUUUCAUACACAGACACACCGUUUCAGUUUCUGCCUCAUCAAGGACGAACGUUUCAAGAGCAUGCUGCUCAAUCGGCAUCGGCCUAGCAGCCCUCUACUCGGUCCAGCAGUGCGCGUAUUGCAGGACGCAUGACCUGCUGCUGCUACUUCAUAUUGCUCAACACUCGAAUCAGCAGCUUCAGCUGUCGGGAGCAUGAGACGGUCUCCACCGCAUAAAGAAAAACGACACAUACUUUUUUCAGGUACCGUCAAGCAGUGGAGUCCUGCCGCACGGAGCUGAAAACCACAGAGGAAAUCCUUCAGAAAAGCUAUCAGUCGGUAGCCGAGGUCGAAGAGCGCAUACAGGAGGAAACCAGCAAAAUCCACAGCGCAAGGGCCCGAGUACUCAAAAAUGAUCAGGUCAUUCGAAACUUGCUGCAAGCGGUCGUCAGUUCGCACUCCUAA
Molecule: messenger RNA, 3306 nt
Organism: Amoebophrya sp. A120
Lineage: Eukaryota; Dinophyceae; Syndiniales; Amoebophryaceae
Source: the annotation of a GenBank genome assembly